AUGCCUCCACGCUUGAGCACUUUGAAAACUGCCAUUAGGGCAAGAUCAAAUCCCUCUCCAAGAUCAUUUGUUAGAUUACCAGUGGAAAGGCCCAUCGAUGAGGAGACGUUACCUCACUACGACCCCGAACAUUUCUACCCCGUACACAUUGGAGAUGUAUUCGAUGGUAGGUAUCGGGUCACCGGAAAGCUUGGUUUCGGUGCCUCCUCGACAAGUUGGCUAUGUCAGGAUCUUGGAAGUCAAAAGUUUGCAGUGCUGAAGGUGUCUACAUCGCUACAAAAGUUCUCCACCGCGACCGACCGCGAGUUUGGGCUCUACGAGCACCUCGCGAAAAUCAAAUCGACACACCCAGGACAAUCACUAAUCCGAGAGCUCUAUGACUCCUUCGAGCUCCAGGGUCAUGCUGGUAAACACCGGUGCUUAGUCCUUCAACCGAUGCAUAUGACGAUUCUUGAGAUGAUGAGAUUAAAUCCCAAACCCUUUGACCUACCCCUUCUCAAAAUGACACUGCGACGGCUACUAUUGGCGCUUGAUUUUCUGCAUACCGAAGCCGACACCAUCCACACUGAUCUGAAGACCGACAAUCUGAUGCUCAGCCUGGAGGACAGUACAAUGCUAGCUGAUUUUGCGGCUGAAGAGGUCAGGAAGCCAAGUCCUCGAAAAAUAAUUGACAAAUCGCGUACUAUAUACCAGAAUCGACAAUUCCGCCCUCCCUUUAGAGGGAAGAACUUCGGUCUGCCUAUUCUUUGUGAUUUUGGGCAGGCAAGGACUGGAAGGAAGACACACGAGUCCAGCUCUUUUGUACAGCCAAAUAUCUAUCGAUCUCCAGAGAUCAUAUUUGAGAUGCCCUGGGGAAGCGCUGUUGAUAUCUGGAACCUGGGGUCUCUGAUUUGGGAUUUAUUCGAAGGACAUCAUCUUUUUGGGGAUAUUUUCGAUAAUAAUGGCAACUAUGAGCCAUAUAAGCACCUCGCAUUAAUGGUCGCAUUGAUCGGGGCACCGCCGGCUGAUUUUAUUCGGCGUAGUGAAACAACAGGGCAGUGCUUUGAUCAUAAUGGCGCUUGGAUUGCUCAUGAAGAUGCAGCUGUGCCGCCGACUUCCCUGGAAAGCCUAGAGACUCGACUUUCCGGCACUGAGAAGGAAUCUUUUCUUCAUUUUCUUAGAUCCAUGCUCAAGUGGCUACCGGAAAAACGCAGGACCGCGAGGCAGCUGCUUGAUGAUCCAUGGCUGCUCUGA
Molecule: messenger RNA, 1233 nt
Organism: Penicillium verrucosum
Lineage: Eukaryota; Fungi; Ascomycota; Eurotiomycetes; Eurotiales; Aspergillaceae
Product: putative protein kinase
Exons: 5
Coding region: 1-1233 (410 amino acids)
Biological process (GO): protein phosphorylation
Molecular function (GO): protein kinase activity; ATP binding
Source: RefSeq, a predicted model, not a curated record